AUGAAGAUCCGAAUGAGUAUGCACUCGUUAGUCUUCUGGUACUUAUGUUUGGUUCAUGUUUCGUGUUGUUUUUGCUUCACUAAUUUUGCAUUCGGGGACUCCAUUGUCGAUGCUGGAAACAAUAACUACUUGCCAAGUCUCUCCAAGGCCGACUACUCUCCUUAUGGCAUCGACUUUACGCCUUCUGGUGGCAAGCCCACCGGAAGAUACACAAACGGUUUCACCAUUGUCGACAUUGUUGCGCAAGCGUUGGGGGCCAAGACGUUGGCUUCACCAUCUCUAGCCAGUAAUGCAGCAUCGAACGCGAUUCUUGGUGGCAUAAACUACGCAUCUGGAGCUUCUGGAAUACUAGAAGCAACCGGUACCUUAUUUGUUGGACGGAUUCCGUUGAGAAUGCAAAUCAAGAAUUUUGAGCGAAGCAGGGCUGAAAUGGUGAAAACGAUGGGAGAAAAUAGUACACGAAAUUUUCUAAAAGAUGCGAUCUUCUCUUUAACGAUUGGAUCGAAUGAUAUCAUAACCUACUUCCUACCAAAUCUUCCAUUCGUUGGCAAAGACGAUAUUUCCCCUACAAACUUGCAAGAUACCAUGGUUUCCAACAUCACUUUACAUAUCAAGCGAUUGCACGAACUGGGGGCUCGAAAGAUGGUUAUAGUAGACGUAGGACCUCUUGGUUGCAUUCCCUUCGUUCGUGCCAUACACUUGCUACCGGAAGGCGAAUGCCAUGAAGAAAUGAAUACGUUGAUCCGCGGAUACAAUGAAAAGUUACGUGUGGCUGUUCAUCGCUUGAAUCAAGAGAUAGGGAUGGAUUCCAUUUUCGUUUAUGCAAAUUCAUACGAUGUUAUAAAUGGGAUCUUACAAAAUUAUGGUGAUUAUGGAUUCGAGAAUGUGAAUGAUCCUUGCUGUGGAGGAUACUUUCCGCCAUUUUUCUGCUUUCGAAUAGGAGAUGAGAAAGAAAUCAGCUCGAGUCUUUGCGAGGAUCGAUCCAAGUAUUUGUUUUGGGAUUCAUAUCACCCUGGACAAGCUGCAAAUUUCAUCAUAGCUCAACAGAUGUUGAAUGGCGAUGAAAGUAUAUGUUCUCCCAUCAACGUUCGCCAGCUUCAUAGUCACAAGCUUUAA
Molecule: messenger RNA, 1116 nt
Organism: Cynara cardunculus var. scolymus (artichoke)
Lineage: Eukaryota; Viridiplantae; Streptophyta; Magnoliopsida; Asterales; Asteraceae
Product: GDSL esterase/lipase At5g41890
Exons: 5
Coding region: 1-1116 (371 amino acids)
Molecular function (GO): hydrolase activity, acting on ester bonds
Source: RefSeq, a predicted model, not a curated record